This is a messenger RNA of Anopheles marshallii, 450 nucleotides long. Its product is annotated as putative oligosaccharyltransferase complex subunit CG9662. The record is from RefSeq and is a predicted model, not a curated record. Bases 1 to 450 code for a protein of 149 amino acids. The transcript is spliced from 2 exons. Gene Ontology annotation, cellular component: oligosaccharyltransferase complex. Lineage: Eukaryota; Metazoa; Arthropoda; Insecta; Diptera; Culicidae.
AUGGAAGCUCUUUACAGUUUGCCGUUCUUUCUCUUCGAAGUGCCGAAUUUAAAGCUCAAGCGGCCCUCAUGGCUCCAACAGCCCUCCGCAAUGACGGUGUUUUCGUUUGUAUUGCUUUCGUACUUUCUGGUCACCGGAGGCAUCAUUUAUGACGUGAUCGUUGAACCACCGAGUGUAGGAUCGACGACUGAUGAGCAUGGACAUUCGCGACCGGUAGCGUUUAUGCCGUACCGGGUGAACGGUCAGUACAUCAUGGAAGGACUUGCCAGUAGCUUCCUGUUCACGAUCGGCGGUCUCGGGUUCAUCAUAAUGGAUCAAACACACACACCAGGCAAGCCGAAACUGAACAAAAUCCUGCUCAUUGCCAUGGGCUUCAUCUUUAUCGUCGUGUCGUUCAUUACAACGUGGAUUUUCAUGCGAAUGAAGCUACCAGGCUACCUUCAGCCCUAG